AAUGUCAUUCCUUUGCUGUGUGGUGCAAUGUUUGAUGUGAAUGUUUGGAUGUACGGUGUAAGAUUUUCCCGGAAGCAACCGUAUGCCGACGUUUCAUAGCUCACAAAUAUUCAGACGGUCUCGUAGACGAGUGAACCGUAUUUAGUUGGCGACUACAUUAACUUCCGGUACGCCACUUGUUUUGAAAUGUGAAGCCGGACGUCCGCGUCUGCCUUCCUGUCGUUGACUUGAUGUGGGCUGAAGAGGGAGCGGCUGGUGGUCGAGGAACGUUCGCGCGGAACCGGAGAGAAAGCGCGAGAAGAGCAGCCGACGGCUGGAUGACGAUAUUAGGUUAAGAUGCGUGAAUAUAAGCUGGUGGUUUUAGGAUCUGGCGGCGUUGGCAAGUCUGCUUUGACAGUCCAGUUUGUUCAGGGAAUCUUUGUCGAGAAGUACGACCCCACAAUAGAAGAUUCCUACCGCAAGCAAGUGGAGGUGGAUUGCCAGCAGUGCAUGUUGGAGAUCUUGGACACGGCAGGCACAGAGCAGUUCACAGCCAUGCGCGACCUGUACAUGAAGAACGGUCAAGGCUUCGCUUUGGUUUACUCCAUCACGGCUCAGUCCACCUUCAAUGACCUUCAGGACCUGCGAGAGCAAAUCCUCCGUGUCAAGGACACAGAUGAUGUUCCGAUGAUCCUGGUGGGCAACAAGUGCGACCUGGAGGUGGAGCGUGUGGUGGCCAAAGAGUCGGGCGUGGGCCUCGCUCGCCAGUGGAACUCCUGCGCCUUUCUCGAGACCUCCGCCAAGAGCAAGAUCAAUGUCAAUGAGAUUUUCUAUGAUCUAGUGAGACAAAUCAACAGGAAGAGUCCAGUUCCUGGGAGAACUCGCAAAAAGUCCACUUGUCAACUCCUCUAAUGGUAGUGUCACAGCUGUGCUUACCUGUACGCCAUCAACCAAGCAACCAAUCAGAGGAUUUCUUCCAACUUGCCCCGCCCCAGCUACAUGAUCAUCAUCAAGUCUGUCGCCAGGACAACCUCGUCUACCAUGCUUCCCCGUCCUCUCCUCUGUUGCCUUGGAAACCAAACAUCAAAAGACUGUCAUGAGGAUGAAGAUGGGCUGCCCAGAUGUUUCAGCUUCUUGCUCUUUUUUCUUUUUCCUUUUUUUUUUAAGUCUUUCAGACUCGAUGUGCAAAGUUUUGAUGUCAUGACCAACAUGGCUGACUUUAAGUGCGCGUGUGUGAGUGUGUGGCUCUAGUCGUACAGCAUUUGUCAAAUGUUGCUUAUUUUGCUCAUGUGAUUUUAUUUGUUUUUUUUAGGGGGAGAGAGCGGCAAUGCGGCAGCAAUAGUUUUUGCCAUGAGCUCACUGUGUUAGCACGCAGCUAACCUCAGCACCUCGGUUAGCCGUUAGCGGCAUACUUUAACCUCCACUUUUUAAUGACAACAGUGGCAACCUUGACGAUAUUAGCAUCUAACGGGUUAGCUCACGCUUUAACAUUGACGCAUGUGGCCGUGAGUGCCGCGCCGUUCUGUCUUUAGCGCUCGGCAUUGCUACAUGGGUGGCUGUUAGUGACGUGUUUUUGGCUUACUGUUUUGAAAAACUGCCAACAGCGGGCACGUUACGAAAAAUGUCUUUCGCCACAUGGAAUAUUACUUAUGAUGUUAGCUCGUGUGUGGCAUUGCUCCUGUUAGCGGUUAGCGGCUUGUUUGGUUUGUUUUUUUUUCCCCUCUGCCUUCUAACGACGACUCCCAGUACCGCCGUUGACAAUGUUACAGAAACAGUUAUUUUGGCCCCACCCUCAUUAUUUUGCUUGAUGGUAGGUUAGCUUGUGUGUGACCGCUAGCUGUUAGCGAUGACUUUGAGCCCAGAUGGACUGCCGUCGCUUCCUGCGGCGAACAUGUUGCCUUUCAUGACGUAUUUACGGACAUUAAGUAUACACAAGACACGCACGUGAGACAGGAAGAGUUUGUGUUGCUAUUUUGUUGUUCAUGAUGAUGAUUGUGUAGUGGGAUCGUUGCGCCGCUUUUUACUCCUUGGCCUUUUGUGUCAUUUUGUGCUCGACGCAUCACCUCGGUGUUGAUGCAAGAGGAGAUUGUUGAAGCCACUAAAAGCCUUUUAAGUCUUCAAA
Hippocampus zosterae (dwarf seahorse) is the source of this 2101-nucleotide messenger RNA. Its product is annotated as ras-related protein Rap-1b. The transcript is spliced from 8 exons. Gene Ontology annotation, biological process: Rap protein signal transduction; cellular response to cAMP; negative regulation of synaptic vesicle exocytosis. The record is from RefSeq and is a predicted model, not a curated record. Lineage: Eukaryota; Metazoa; Chordata; Actinopteri; Syngnathiformes; Syngnathidae. Gene Ontology annotation, molecular function: GTP binding; GDP binding; GTPase activity. The coding region runs from base 337 to 891 and encodes 184 amino acids. Gene Ontology annotation, cellular component: plasma membrane.